UAACCUUUGACCUAAAGAAGAUCGCUGAUUCAGUGGGAGGCGCAUCAUGGCUCAGGACAAGAAACUUCCUUACAAAGUUGCCGACAUCGGACUGGCAGAAUUUGGCCGUAAGGAGAUCAGACUUGCGGAGCAGGAGAUGCCGGGACUGAUGGUGAUGAGAAAGAAGUACGGACCGGACCAACCGCUGAAAGGGGCGCGGAUCGCCGGCUGUCUGCACAUGACCAUUCAGACAGCAGUCAUGAUCGAGACACUUACAGACUUAGGAGCACAGGUCCAGUGGUCGAGCUGUGACAUCUUCUCCACCCAGGACCACGCGGCGGCCGCCAUCGCUAAAACUGGCGUCCCGGUGUUCGCGUGGAAGGGGGAGACGGAGGAGGAGUUUGUCUGGUGCAUCGAGCAGACGCUGGUGUUUCCUGACGGACAACCUCUCAACAUGAUCCUGGACGAUGGCGGAGAGCUGUGCAACCUCAUACAUCAAAAAUACCCACAAUACCUUGCAGGUAUCCGGGGGAUCUCAGAGGAGACUACAACAGGUGUGCAUAAUCUACACAAGCUGACUGCUGCGGGGGAACUCAAGAUACCUGCCAUCAAUGUCAAUGACUCUGUUACCAAGAGUAAGUUUGAUAACCUGUACGGAUGUCGAGAGUCGCUCCUGGACGGGAUCAAACGUGCGACAGACGUGAUGGUUGCGGGGAAGGUCGCCGUGGUGGCGGGGUACGGGGACGUGGGGAAGGGCAGCGCGCAGGCCCUGCGGGGUCUGGGCGCUCGUGUCCUCAUCACUGAGGCUGAUCCAAUCAACGCUCUACAGGCAGCGAUCUCAGGAUACGAGGUGACCACAAUGGAGGAGGCCUGUAGGGUAGGGAAUAUUUUUGUCACCACGACGGGUAACAAGGACGUCAUCCGUGGCGAGCACAUCUUACAGAUGAAGGAGGACGCCAUUCUGGCCAACAUCGGACACUUCGACUGCGAGGUCGAUGUCCAGUGGCUGAACAAGAACGGCCAGAAAGUCAACAUCAAACCUCAGGUUGACCGUUACACCCUCCCUAACGGCCGGCAUGUCCUGCUACUGGCCGAGGGCCGGCUGGUCAACCUGGGCUGUGCCAUGGGUCAUCCCAGCUUCGUCAUGAGCAUGUCCUUCACUAACCAGGUACUGGCACAGAUGGAGCUGUGGAACAGGGCUGACCAGUACAGGGGCGUGCACAGGCUGCCCAAGAAGCUGGACGAGGAGGUAGCUGAGCUGCACCUGGAGCACCUGGGAGUAAAACUGACCCGUCUGUCUGAGGACCAGUCCCAGUACCUGGGGGUCCCUGUAGAAGGACCUUACAAAGCUGAGUUUUAUAGAUACUAACUUUUGUAGGGUUGGACAUCACUGACAGUCCAGGAGAUAGAAAGGAGAUAUAGAAUUUUUCUUUCUUUGGACUGGUUGGGUAUGUAAAUUUUUCAUUCAGCAUUUUCAAAAAUAUAAAAUUAUGCAAAAUCAUGUAUUCCUUAAAAUAUGGAAAUAAUUUUUAUCCUUCAGAUGCAUAUUUUCAUUAUGCUAUGAUACCUUCUGGUGCCUUAUGGUGCUAUUAUAUAUAGCACUCAAAAGAUUUUCAUUUAAAGAUUGUGCUGCGUUGUAUGAAUUACUACGUAGUAUUACAUGACUGAGUCAUGAUAACAAAUGAAAGGUGAGAAUUGUUCUUCAAAUUGUAAGGAGAGGAGAGGGUGCUAAUUAUAUAUCAUAAAGUACAAUGUAUAUUCUUAUAAUUUUAUGUUACUAACAAUGGACUAUUCAUUGUAAGGCCACACCAAGUAAAUUUUAUGGAUGACGUCCUUUGAAGACCCUAAAUCUAAUGUGAGAGGGCGAAAAAAAACCA
Messenger RNA from Branchiostoma belcheri (Belcher's lancelet), 1856 nucleotides. RefSeq names its product adenosylhomocysteinase-like. Gene Ontology annotation, molecular function: adenosylhomocysteinase activity. Gene Ontology annotation, biological process: L-methionine cycle. Bases 47 to 1348 code for a protein of 433 amino acids. Gene Ontology annotation, cellular component: cytosol. The transcript has 8 exons. NCBI's taxonomy places the organism in Eukaryota, Metazoa, Chordata, Leptocardii, Amphioxiformes, Branchiostomatidae. The record is from RefSeq and is a predicted model, not a curated record.